GACACUGGUUUAGAGUAUGAUAGAUAUUUACGAGAGAUUGUCUCUGUGCUGGAAGAAGAUGAAGAUUUUAGGAAAAAAUUAGAAGCUGCCAAUGUUUCAGAAAUCAAGGAUGGAAGUAUCGCCAGACAUCUGGAGUUUGUGGGUCACAACGUUCGAACGAAAUUAGAUGAAAUCAAACGACGAGAAGUAGAUAGAUUACAGGAACUAGCUCGAUUGAAAAUGAAACAAAUGAAGGGUACGGAAAUAUUACAUAAUAUAGCGUAUCAUGGAGAUAUAAGAAUACCUGGACAUUUAGAUGUCAUGAACCCACAUUCCUUUGAAAUGAAAGAUUUAGAAAGUUUAAUCAAAAAGACAACCAAUGAUUUAGAAGAAUUAGAUAAACAACGACGAGAUGAAUUUAAGGAAUACGAGAUGGAGAAACAGUACGAAGAAAAAGAGAAAUUAAAACAUUUAUCCGAAGAGGAGAGAAAGAAAGAAGAAGAACGAUUGGCUGAAUUAAAAAAGAAACACGGUGAACAUGAAAAGAUUAAUCAUCCAGCCAGUAAAGAUCAGUUUGAAGAAGUUUGGGAGAAUACAGACCAUCUAGAUAAAGAAGAUUUCGAUCCUAAAACAUUUUUUCUUUUACAUGAUGCAAAUGGAGAUGGUGUAUGGAGUAUACAAGAAGUAGAAGCUCUCUUACAACACGAGUUAGAUAAAGCUUACGAUGAAAAGAACGCUGAUGAAGACGACCCAGUUGAGCGAGUUGAAGAGAUGAACAGAAUGAGAGAACAUAUUUUCACCGAGAUAGAUCAAAAUCAUGAUAAAUUCAUUACUCGAGAUGAGUUCCUCAUUUAUACCGGACCUAAAGGAGAUCGAAAAGAAUUUGAGGAAAAUGAAGAUUGGAAGGUAAGUUGUUAUUCAACCAAUCUUGUCUGA
This is a messenger RNA of Lottia gigantea (owl limpet), 915 nucleotides long. RefSeq lists its product as hypothetical. The annotation marks the transcript as partial. Gene Ontology annotation, molecular function: calcium ion binding. The record is from RefSeq and is a predicted model, not a curated record. NCBI's taxonomy places the organism in Eukaryota, Metazoa, Mollusca, Gastropoda, Lottiidae. The transcript has 7 exons. Gene Ontology annotation, cellular component: extracellular exosome; endoplasmic reticulum-Golgi intermediate compartment.